CCCGGGAAUAAUGGAAUAUGGCGACCCUUUAGGAUUACAAUUCCAUACUUUUUCACUGCUAAAAGAGAUAAAAUUGAAAUGUUCACUGCACAGCAAAUGGAUAUUAAAGCUACAGAGCUUAAGGCUGAGUUUUUGCUUUCUGAGCCUUUACAUGACGAGGGACCUAAAGAGGAAGACAGGAUCGAAAGAACAACUUCUUCCUACUCAAAUGAAUCGGAGCGCUUUUUGUUAAAAGACAGAAGCUUUUCAAGGCAGUAUGCCCAGAUCUACUCAGUCCGUAUCAUGGCAAUGAGGAAGAAGUUAGCUACAGCAGCAAGAAGGAAAUGGGGUGGGACGGAGAGCGCAUUUAAAAUACAGAAACUGUCUGAAGUGAAAGCGGAUGAAAAAUGUUUUGUGAUUGGAACUCUAUUCAAGAAAAUGGAAAUGAAACCUAGUAUUUUAAAGGAGAUAAGUGAAGAGCAUAAUUUGAUGCCACAGCCCUCUAGAGAUAGAUUUACCGAAGAUAGUGAUGAACUUGUGAUAGAGGACGAAACAGAGAGAGUGUCACUUACUGGUAACAUACAAGUUGGAACAUGUGUAACAGGAAGUUUAGUAGCACUCUGUGGUUGUACAAUUGACAGUGGUAAAUUUGCUGUUGAAGAUUAUUGUUUCAGUGGCCUUCCUUACCAAACUGUACCAAACCUUGAUCAACAUUUGUCCAAGGGUGAAGAUUGUUAUGUUGCUUUUAUCUCUGGUCUUGGAUUUGGUGAUAAAAGUCAGGAUUUACUCAGCCUUCAGCUUUUUUCUGAUUUGGUGAUUGGAGAGCUUGGUUGUGUACAGGAUCAAGAAUCUUGUGCAAAGAUAAGCCGAGUUAUCAUUGCUGGAAAUUCCUUGAGCCAUUAUACACUUAAUAAAGACAGUGAAGCAAAGGCAAAGUAUUUGACUAGAAAUACUGAGGCUGGUAGUGUGGAGGCUAUGAAGAGGUUGGAUGAAUUUGUAAUGCGACUGGCUUCAUGUGUUCCAGUAGACAUAAUGCCUGGGGAGUUUGAUCCUGCUAAUCACACAGUGCCACAGCAACCUUUUCAUCGCUGCAUGUUUCCCCAAGCAGCUGCUUAUCCAACAUUUCAAAGUGUGACCAACCCAUAUGAAGCUGUAAUUGGUGGACUAAGAAUCCUUGGAACCUCAGGACAAAAUGUUCAAGACAUUCACAGGGUUUCAACAUUUGAAGAUGGUUUGGACAUUCUAGAACACAGCAUGAAUUGGGGUCACAUUGCACCCACAGCUCCAGACACCUUAGGGUGUUACCCAUACUAUGAGAAGGAUCCUUUUAUUUUGGAGAAAUGUCCACAUGUGUACUUCGUUGGCAAUCAACACAAGUAUGCAAGCAAAUUUAUCCAUGGUGAAAAUGGUCAGAAAGUGUUGUUGGUGACAGUUCCUGCCUUCUCCAGUACAAAGACAUGUGUGAUGCUUAAUUUAAGAACACUAACCUGCCACCCAAUGAGCUUUUCUGCUCUUCCAUCAACACUAAAUGUUAAGGCAUCAAUUAAAGCACAGAUGGAAAUUUAACUGUAACCAAAAGUGGUUCUAGCAUUUAGACAUUGUGUUGUUACCACUGUUUAGAAAAAGAACAAUCAAGUCAUGGGAUAGUACCUACUUUGUACAAAAUUAAGUUUGUGCUGUGUUUCCUCGUUACAGACCGAAAAAUAAACUAAUUCAAUUUGCAGAAAUUAAGUCAAGGUUUGCUUCAGUUCCCAUAUCCAUAUACCUUGUGCAUACAAUAGAAUUUUCCUCACCCUUUAGUGUGCAUUGGUGUAUCAAGCAUUUCAUUGUCAGGUUUGUGAUCUAUAAGUGGAUUUAAAGGCAUCCAUUGUGAACCUUAGAUUCCACAACUUCUGCAGGCAGCAUACUGUAAUAAAUGAACAGACUGUUGCCUUAAUGUAUAGGACAAUUUUCCUUGCUUCUGAAGUUCAAUUUUGCUCAGUUAAAGAGGGGACCAUAGCCUCUUUCAGCACUACCCUCAUCUGAAGGAAAAGGGUUAAUUAGGUUUAGUGAUUAAUGCAACAUUUAAGGUUCUAGAGCAAAAGACAUAGUCCCACACAAAAAAGUGUAUGAAUGGAUUGUGUGAUGUGGAAAAAUGAAGGGGAAAAGAGGGCAAGAAAAUCCAUUCAAAUCAGUUCAGUGAGUUUGGCGAAACAAGAUACACAGAUAUAAAGAUAGAGUGGAUGAGACAGUUGUACAAAGCAACCUUGACAGAGAAAAAGAUUUCAAAUUUUAUUCAAUUUGAUUCCCAAAUUUACUAGAAUUUAGUUCAAAGCAGCUUCUAUUUUAAUCCUAACACAAAAAGUACUCCAAUAGAGCACAUAUUAAACAUUUCUCUGACAGUAACACAGAAUAACUUUAGUGUACAGCCAUCUUACAUUUGCAUUAAGUAAAUAUGUCUCUAAUGUAAAUUAUUUCCAAAAUUAGAAUCUUUGUAACUGAGGUCAUUAAUCAGAUCUCAAUAAUAUUAUUCUAACUAUCUUCAACAAAUUUUAACAUUAAUGUAAAAUAUAACUUUCAUCAUAAUAAUCUAGAGACUUAGUACACCUUAACUACUAGUACAAGACUUCCCAAUUAGUAAUGAGCAAAUUCAACUAUGUCUCUAACAUUUUUGCAAGAAGUGAGAGGCACUAACUUAAGGGGAAUGCUUCAUUGCAUGAUGCUAAUUCUAAUACAUUAAACACCUAAUAAUCUCUUGUGAAGUCUUUACUUUGCAAUAUGUAUGGACACAGUACUCUCAAUGAAAGAAUAUUAAAAUAGAAUAAUAGUAACUUAGACUAAACUGUGCAAUUUUUGACUAGUAAUCAAUCCAUGGAGUGGUUCUAAUAAAUUGAACAAUGCAUCGGGGAAAAAAAGAAAAUUAAUGUAAGUCUUCUUAGAAAAUAAAGAAUAAAACAACAUCAAUUUAGAGACCUUUAGACACAAAAAGAGAAACAUGAGAUGAGAGUGAUGAGAAUUACUCAAACUUGGGCUGUAGUUGCUUAAAGGUCCACAAUGUCAUACAGCAAUUAAAUUGUAGGCAGUGGAUAAAGCUGAUUGUUUUGUUGUUGUUGUUAUUAUUAUUAUUAUUAUUAUUACAGGUUCUAGAUAAACAAUUUUUAAA
Messenger RNA from Pocillopora verrucosa, 3121 nucleotides. Its product is annotated as DNA polymerase delta subunit 2. Gene Ontology annotation, molecular function: DNA binding. Gene Ontology annotation, cellular component: delta DNA polymerase complex. Gene Ontology annotation, biological process: DNA strand elongation involved in DNA replication; DNA replication. The record is from RefSeq and is a predicted model, not a curated record. Lineage: Eukaryota; Metazoa; Cnidaria; Anthozoa; Scleractinia; Pocilloporidae.